Molecule: messenger RNA, 336 nt
Organism: Diversispora eburnea
Lineage: Eukaryota; Fungi; Glomeromycota; Glomeromycetes; Diversisporales; Diversisporaceae
Source: the annotation of a GenBank genome assembly
AUGUGCAACAAGUUUGUAAUAGAUUUUAAUAAACUUGAAGAUAGAUCAAUAUAUACUAAAUUAGCUUAUGAUGAAACUUGGAAAGAGUCUGAAGAAAGUAUUACAGAUGUAACUAAAGAAAUUCUUGGUGUUUUAAAAGACAUUUGGAACAACUCUGCUUUCAGUUCUGAAUUUGCAAAAACAUUAAAUAAGGGGACAUAUCAAUUAAUUAUUAUAUUACCAACAAUUUGGACUUUGUUAAAAAAUCUUCCUAUUGGUGAUUCCUUUUUCAUUAGUACAUCAAAAAAACAAAAUGUUGCCAGUGCUAAUAGAAAAGGAAAUGGAUUUAUGGGAUAA